AUGCUUUUUUGUAUAUUUGCUUUCGGUAUCAUUUGUAGUAUAUUUUUAUGAAUCCAGCAUUUUAUAGUGUUUUUUAUUGUAUGCUUUAUUAUACUCAUACCUAUCAUAGGCUGCCUUGCUUGCGGAGCUGCGCUAGGUUUUGUAUAUUGAAUUGGUAAACAGAUGUCCCAAGAAGCAUUAAAUGAAAGAGAAAAACAAUUAAGAGCAGUCCAGGAAGCCCAGCCUUUCAUACACGAAGAGUUUAUAUGCCCAAUUUCUAAAGAAGUUAUGAGAGAUCCUGUUAUUACUCCAUAUGGGCACGUAUUUGAUAGGGAAUCUAUUGAAAACUGACUAUUAACUAAACAUCAAUGCCCAUUGACCCGAAAGCCUUUAACUCCCCCCCUCCGUGAGUGAACAAAAAAAAUUUUGUUCACUCACGGGGGGGUUAAUUUUUUUUUUUAAAAAAAUUUAUAUAUAAAUUUUAUAAAAAUUUUUUUUUUUCAAAAAAUCCUAAUUCGCAAAAAUUUGGGAAGCAAACAUUAAUUUAAUUUAUAAAAAUUUAUUUUUUAAAACGCAAUUUGUUUAAAAUUAAAUAGAAUUAGCUCGAGAUUUCAUUAUACUAAUUAUCACUUAUAUAUCAAGUUUUUUCCAUAAAUUUUUUUUUCUAUUAAAUUAUUUUUGUUUGGAGGGGGGAAUAAGAAAAAGAGAUUUAAAGCCAUACAGACAGCAAUUUUGUAACCAGAAUCAUUAA
Messenger RNA from Blepharisma stoltei, 730 nucleotides. NCBI's taxonomy places the organism in Eukaryota, Ciliophora, Heterotrichea, Heterotrichida, Blepharismidae. The record is from the annotation of a GenBank genome assembly.